Pararge aegeria (speckled wood butterfly) is the source of this 2517-nucleotide messenger RNA. RefSeq lists its product as uncharacterized. NCBI's taxonomy places the organism in Eukaryota, Metazoa, Arthropoda, Insecta, Lepidoptera, Nymphalidae. The transcript has 9 exons. The coding region runs from base 2 to 1294 and encodes 430 amino acids. The record is from RefSeq and is a predicted model, not a curated record.
CAUGACCUGCCUGCUUGUGGUUUCGGGUGUGUUAAUUGUGCUUCUAGCAGUGUUUCUGAGGAGGAGGGACCCCGAGCCUAUCUUCGGUAUAUAUUCAGUACCCGGGAAAUGGUAUUAUGUGAAAUACUUAGUGUUCGCCUGCCUUUAUUACUAUAGGAAGUAUUCGAGCAAAAACCAUGAAGCUGGCAAGGACGGUAGAGCGGGGCAGGGAGUCAAAGCCAUAGCCAACCCUGCUGACAUGGACAAAGCUCAGCCUCUUAGCUAUCACGCGAAGGCAUUCGACGCAGUGUUCUUCAUAUCAGCGAAGAAGGAAGACGAUAAAGAUAAAGGCGUGUACGUGAUAUCCGGCUGUGAGCGACGGCCUAUGGGGAUGUGCAAUGGCCUUUUCUAUAUUGGGUUGCCUGGCAAAGGACUUCUCUGCAGCAAGAAGAUUCCGGAUACGGUGCUAUUCGGAGCUCCUAUUGGUGAAUUUGGAGCUGAGGGUAUAAAGAUGACGCCCGUGGAGCCUAUGAAGAAAUGGACCAUCUCUUAUAGAGGGCAGAUGUGGUACCAAAAUGACCCAAGCAAAGUAGUGGACGUGGAGUUCAACGGAGAAUGGAACGCAACUAGCAAGUAUUUCGAUUACGACUGCGAUCUCCACCCGCCGGCUGUCAUCCGAUCCAUCGCGAGAGAGAAAUGGAGUCGAGAGUAUUUCGAGGGACUGAAAACUGCCCAUCAAUCCCACUAUGAGCAGUUCGGAGAAAUGAAAUGCAAAUUCAAAUUGGGCAGUGAAUGCUACGAAUAUACCCUGCCAUCCUUUAGAGAUCACAGCUUUGGUCAAACACGGGAUUGGAGUCUGAUGCAUCGUUACGCGUUCCAUCACAUUUUCCUAGAAGAUGGCACCAACAUCAGCGUCGGAGUCAUCUGCCAACCUUCCACCGCUACCAGUUUGGAGGCUGGAGUAGUGGGUCUACCGAACGGCGAAGUUUUAGCUGUGAAAUGGGCAGACCUAAAGUUGUACCAGCAUGGUGAGGGAGGCAGUGCGCCCAAAGACUACGCUUUUAGAAUACAAGCCGGGGAUGAGGUGUAUACCAUUCAGGUUCUGGUGGAGUACGAGUCAGUCCACUACGUGUCCCAGGAGUGGGAGGCGCGGAUGGUGGAGCGCUUCUGCUCUUUCAACGUGAACGGCGUACGCGGCCGGGGCGUGUCGGAGUUCCACUACCGGCACCGGGACGGUCGCCCGGAGAGUGCGGCCCGGGGCGACCCGGAGUGGUUCCGCACCAUGUGCCACAAGACUAGGGGCGCAGACAUCUAAGAUACUGUUAUGAUUCAACAAACAUUUGGGUAGCAAUAAGCUCUUGGGAACGCAAUAAGCUUUGGAGCAUCCUCAGGAGAUGUUCACUUAAGAAUUUUAUUCAUUGUAAAGUCAACAUCUCCUAAGGAUGCUCCGGUUUCGGAGCGAAACGUGCGAAGAGGGUACAUUGCCAGGGAUAUGUUUGGUGUCGAGUAUACUGAUUGAAGAAAUAAUAAAUUAUACCAUACAGAUUCUCUUGCCGUUCGCGGAGUAUAGCAAAUUAAGCUUCAUUUUCAUAAUAUAUUAUGGAUUUCCGCAAAGUGACGCCUGCUUCUAUCCAAUACUCUUGGAAAUUGGAUAGAAGCAUGCCUUACUCAAAUAAACAAUAUCAGCAGCGGAUAAACGCCUCACUGUUGGGCACAUUUAAUUGUCUAUCACAAGAGAAAUGGUUUAAGAGCAUAGACCCGCCACGCUGCUCUAAUGCGGGUUGGUGGGUUUUAACAACUAUAGUCUCAAGUUAUUGAUAAUAACCGAAACCUGAGCUCUACGAGGCACGGACACAUCGCCAUAUACAUAUCUCCGGGCUGGUACUGAAAGUUCUUUUACAUAGAAAAUAAAUAUUUAAUAAUUUAUGUCUGGAUCCGAGAUUCGAAUCUUGUGAUCUGUAGUUAAACAUGCCAACCAACCAAGAUCAAAGAGGUAUUUAGAAUAUUUUGCUUAUAAAAACAUACGAAGGUAAUGCGACAUACCUACAUAUGCAAUUAACGAAUGAAUAUACUUUCAUUGUUCAUUUCAGAUCAGAAAAAGAGAAAAUCGUGUAAUGUAUACAGAAAAACCGUUGUUAAAUUAAACUCGACGUUAAUUGUAUAAAGUAAGUGCUUGGUGCUGACAACACAACUUGAGAAUUGUCUUUGGAAAUAAUUAAUUUGAAUGAUUUAAGACAUUUAUUGUCUUUAGACACGUAUACAUAUAAAGGUAUAUUAUCUUCAGAUGGUUGUUACACCUAUAUUACGGUAUUGUUUUCAAUACGUGUAUGAAUAUAAUCGAAUAGCACUGUUUGAUUAAACUGCAGGAUUCUGGCCCGGCUUGUCGUAAUGUUUAUUUUACAGAAUUAUUUAAGAAGAUAUAUCUUGCUAUUAUUAAUCAAUGUAUUUUUAUGAUAUUAGGUACCUAGUAACUUCAAACGGAUCGUUAAGGUUUUUGUUAUUUUUAUACAAUAAAGAUUUGACGUUAUACGUUAUUUA